AUGAAGUGGCUGCUGCUGCUCAGUCUGCUGGCACUCUCUGAGUGCAUCGUGCACAAGGUACCCCUGGUCAAAAAGAAGUCCUUGAGGAAGAAUCUGAUUGAGAAGGGCUUGCUGAAGGACUACCUGAAGACUCACACUCUCAACCGGGCCUCCAAGUACUUCCCUAAAGAUGUCUUUGCCUCUGGUUCUACCGAGAGUCUGGAGAACUACCUGGAUACCGAAUACUUUGGCACCAUCAGCAUUGGAACCCCCGCUCAGGACUUCACCGUCAUCUUUGACACUGGCUCCUCCAACCUCUGGGUGCCCUCCACCUACUGCUCCAGUGCUGCCUGCAGCGUGCAUAACCAGUUCAACCCAGAUGACUCCUCCACCUUCGAGGCCACUAGCGAGACAAUCUCCAUCACCUAUGGCACUGGCAGCAUGACUGGCAUCCUGGGAUACGACACUGUGAAUGUUGGAGGCAUUGAAGAUACCAACCAGAUCUUUGGCCUGAGCGAGUCUGAGCCCGGCUCCUUCCUCUACUAUGCUCCCUUAGAUGGCAUCCUUGAUAUCGAUGACGAGAGUGGCAGCGUGGUCAUGUUUGGUGGCAUCGAUUCUUCUUACUACACCGGAAGUCUGAACUGGGUGCCUGUUUCCUAUGAGGGCUAUUGGCAGAUCACCGUGGACAGCAUCACCAUGGAUGGAGAGACCAUUGCUUGUGCAGAUGGCUGCCAGGCCAUCGUGGACACCGGCACCUCUCUGUUGGCUGGACCCACCAGUGCCAUUUCCAACAUCCAGAGCUACAUUGGAGCUUCUGAGAACUCAGAUGGAGAGAUGGUUGUCAGCUGCUCAUACAUGUACUCCCUGCCCAACAUUGUCUUCACCAUCAAUGGAGUCCAGUACCCUGUACCUGCCAGUGCCUACAUUCUGGAGGAGGAUGGCGCCUGCAUGAGUGGCUUUGAGGGCAUGGACCUCGACACCUCCACUGGUGAGCUCUGGAUCCUGGGUGAUGUCUUCAUCCGCCAGUACUUCACCGUCUUUGACCGUGCCAACAACCAGCUUGGCUUCGCUGCCGUGGCUUAA
Molecule: messenger RNA, 1062 nt
Organism: Ochotona curzoniae (black-lipped pika)
Lineage: Eukaryota; Metazoa; Chordata; Mammalia; Lagomorpha; Ochotonidae
Product: pepsin-3-like
Exons: 10
Coding region: 1-1062 (353 amino acids)
Biological process (GO): proteolysis
Molecular function (GO): aspartic-type endopeptidase activity
Source: RefSeq, a predicted model, not a curated record